AUGGGCAUUGUUGGCUAUUUCAGUCGACCGCGUGGCCAUCAGGUGCACGGCGGUGAUGGUACUAUCACCCCAGACGAGCCGAAAGUCAUUGAGCCUACAAUUAUCUCAAGUCCUGAGUCUUCUGGUACUGCUACACCUGCGCAUAUGCUCCCUUCUCCUGCUGGCAGUGAGGACCCUCUUAUCUUUGAAAAUAUCCCGCACCAAUUUGGCCGUCUCGGUUCUUGGAGAGGAUCCUUGAUUUUGCUUGUCACUUCCGGAUCUCAGUUCCUCGAUAAUGUUUUCAUGACAAGCGCCAACAUUGCUUUGUCGUCAAUCCAGCAAGAUUUCAAGGUUUCCAGCACCGAUCUGCAAUGGAUGAUUUCUGCAUAUACUUUAACAUUCGGUGGCUUCCUCUUGCUUGCUGGUGCUUUAUCUGACCGGUAUGGUCGAAAGAAAAUCCUCUGUCUAGGACUUUCUUGGCUAUCUAUUUGGACGCUGGCCAUUGGAUUCGGCCAGUCGUUCAUUCAACUAACAGUAUUCCGUGGAAUCCAAGGAAUCGGAGCAGCACUUACUGUCCCAUCCGCCAUUGGAAUUAUCAGCUCCUACUUUAGCGGUGUUGAUCGCACCCGUGCCCUGUCAAUCUAUGGAGCCUCUGGUACCCUGGGAUUCUGCACUGGUCUUAUCUUUGGUGGCUUCCUGACUUCUUCCUUGGGCUGGAGGUACAUUUUCUAUUUGAUCGUCAUCAUCACUGGCUCAUUGGGAAUUCUUGGUUUCAUUGUUUUACCCAGCGAUGUUCCAUCUCAAAAGAAGCAUGAAAGAAUGGACUAUAUUGGCGCAGUGAUGUCUACCGCAGGCUUAAUCCUGCUUCAAUUCGUGCUUUCCAGUGGUGGUACCUACGGCUGGGAUCAGCCAUUCAUCAUCGUGCUGUUGAUUGUCGCCGUCAGCCUUCUUGUCGGAUUCACCAUCCUCGAGAAAUAUAUCAGCAACCCUAUCAUGCCGCUUUCCUUAUGGAAAAUUCGCAAUUUUGCCGGUCUCUGGGUUAUUGGUUUCACUGGCUAUGGUACCUACCAGAAUGUCAUCUACUACCUCGUUUUAAUGGCGCAGGAAGUUGACAAGCUUUCCGCUGGCGACACAGCUCUGCGUUUCUUGCCCAUGGGAGCGAUCGGAUUUAUCGUUUCCUUAGGCACCGGUAAACUUCUGGAGUAUAUGAAUGGAAAGCACCUUCUCAUCGCUGGACUGGUUCUAGCAGUAGUCGCUCCCAUCUCAAGCUGUUUGACCUCGAGCCCUGAGACAGGCUUCUGGCUCAACGUUCUCCCCACAUCACUUAUCAGCAUCUCGUCUGUCUCGUUCAUUUUUGUUACGACUAGCACUGUGGUACUGACAAGUGUGCCCGUCGAAGUCAAGAGCUUGGCUGGUGGAAUGCUCAACACUGCAUUCCAAAUUGGCUCCGGUGUUGCAUUGGCUAUUUCAGCCGCCGUCACCGAUGCAGUUGAUAUACAGAAAGGACAUAGUCUCGCAGAGCAGUACGCUACCGGCCUCUGGUGCUCUGUCGGACUCGCUGGCUUUGGACUCAUCAUUGGGUUUAUUGCAGUUCGACAGAAGGGCAUUGGUCCAAAAGACAGACUUGGGGCCGGCCCGGUCGCUAUCUGA
This is a messenger RNA of Penicillium canescens, 1629 nucleotides long. RefSeq names its product MFS transporter. The transcript is spliced from 5 exons. The coding region runs from base 1 to 1629 and encodes 542 amino acids. The record is from RefSeq and is a predicted model, not a curated record. NCBI's taxonomy places the organism in Eukaryota, Fungi, Ascomycota, Eurotiomycetes, Eurotiales, Aspergillaceae. Gene Ontology annotation, molecular function: transmembrane transporter activity. Gene Ontology annotation, biological process: transmembrane transport. Gene Ontology annotation, cellular component: membrane.